Messenger RNA from Benincasa hispida (wax gourd), 756 nucleotides. Lineage: Eukaryota; Viridiplantae; Streptophyta; Magnoliopsida; Cucurbitales; Cucurbitaceae. The record is from RefSeq and is a predicted model, not a curated record.
AUGGGACAAAUUGUAGGAGAGCUAAAAAACAGACCCCAAGGGACAUUGCCUAGCUCAACCGAGCUUCCACGUAAUCCAGGUAAUAUAGGGAAAGAACACUACCAAGAAAUCAACUUAAGUAGUGGAAAGGUGGCGAUAAAAGUCAGAAAGGAGCCUCACAAGACCGAAUCAAAGGAGCAACCUACAAUUGAAUCAAAGAAACCUCUAGUGCAGACUGAAUCAAAGGAGUCCGAAACUAGGGAACCAGAAGAUUCGAUCACCGCUAAGCCUCCAGACCAUGAAACAUUGAAAGUACAGCUACCUUCAUUUCCUCAAAGACGGAAAAAGAAACAUAACGAUGAAGAAGCGAUAGAGCAGAUGCUGAUGUAUGCAAAAAUUUUUAAGGACAUUGUCUGGAAGAAGAGAAGCACGGGAAGAUUCACCAUGAUGGCAUUAACACAAGAAUCCAACAUUAUAAUCCCACAAAAAAUGCGUGACCCAAGCAGUUUCACAAUAACUUGCUCAAUAGGAGGAAUCUAUAUUGGUCAAGCAUUAUGCAAUCUUGGGGCAAGCAUCAACUUAAUGCCCCUUUCAAUCUUCAAAAGAUUGAAUGUGGGACAGCUAACACCCAUAAUGGUGACUCUUCAACUCACAGAUAGAUCUUUGGUGCACCCUGAAGGGAAAUUAAAAGAUGUCUUGGUAACAAUAGACAGAUUCAUUCUACCUGCAGACUUCAUUAUCUUAGAUUAUGAGGCUAAUAAAGAUGUUGUACCCUAG